AUGGCCGCUACUAGUACUCAAGCAGAGGUGCAAGUUUCCUUGAAGCUUGUGUUGAAUGAAAAGGGUAACAAAGUGUUGUUUGCUGAAGCUGGUAAGGACUUUGUAGACAUUCUUUGCAGCUUCUUAACAAUCCCUUUAGGAACUGUUGCUAGACUUGUAGAGAAGGAAUCUAGCAUUGGGCCAGUCACUGUUGGUUGUCUAAACUCACUCUAUCAAAGUGUGGUUGAUCUGGAUGAAGGUUGUUUGAGUACGGACACUAUCAAACAAGUUCUGCUGGAACCAAGUAACUCAGCUGAAGAUUAUUGCAACACUCUUAAACUCAACAUUGAUGACACUCCACCUACCAAGUACUUUGCAUGUCAAGGAUUUGUUGAGAGUUUCGUUACUUUUGUCAUCACUGAUGAUCUCACUGUCGUACCAAACGGUAUUGACUUUACAAGCUUUAGUAUGCUGCAGGAAUUUGGUAUACAAUGUCCUAGUUCGGUAAAAGAAAUAGCUCUGAAUGUUACUAAAGAAAAGGUACUUGAUCUUCUAAAGUGUUAUUUGCUUCCUAAGUCAACUUUGACAGAUUGGUUUUUAGGGAAGAAACCUUCCCUUGGAUGUUCCAGGUUUUUCUUGCCUUAUGUUGAAAUUCGUAAUAAAAUACAAAUGACUCUGAAGUUAGUAAUAAGAAAAUCAGAUGGCAAGGUAUUGUACGCACAAGGAGAACAAGAUUUUGCAAAUUUACUUCUAAGCUUUCUUACUUUUCCAUUGGGAGGAAUUGCUCGAAUAUUUCAAGGGAAUUGUUCCAUCGAAAGCAUCAAUGAAUUGUAUAAGUGUAUAUCUUUGAAUGAAGACAAAUAUUCCAUAUCAUGCGAAGCUAAGUACAAGCUUAUAAAGAGUGUUGAACUGAGCAAGCAGAUAUUACCAAUUCAUGGAACAGGUUUUUUUGAAUGUUAUAAAGAGUGUGAAAGUUAUAUUAAAUUUUUUAAACGUGAUGAAAGUAAUAGUGGCCGUUUUAGGAAAUUUUUAAAUCCAAAUAUUGUGAACCCUUACAAAAGUUAUGUGAAGGGUCCAGGUAUGUAUGUUGCUACAGAUGAUUUGGUGGUGUCACCAUUGUCACCAGUUUCAGCUUUAAGUUUACUUGCCCGUUUGAAAACCCCUCUUAAUGAUUUGAAGGAAAAAGUUGUCGUCAUUGGAUUCAAAGAGUGUCUUAGCAUAUUGAAUGCGGCUUUGACUUCAACAUCUGCUCUAACGAAUGGUUUGGCUCACAUGUUUACUGAAGAAAAGGAGGAUAAAUGA
This is a messenger RNA of Vicia villosa (hairy vetch), 1281 nucleotides long. RefSeq lists its product as uncharacterized. The transcript is spliced from 4 exons. The coding region runs from base 1 to 1281 and encodes 426 amino acids. The record is from RefSeq and is a predicted model, not a curated record. NCBI's taxonomy places the organism in Eukaryota, Viridiplantae, Streptophyta, Magnoliopsida, Fabales, Fabaceae.